AUGGAGGAGGGAUGGGGGACAGGGGGGGACAGGGGGGGGGGUCUGGAGCGCGUUUGGAAACUGGCAAAGCGAUGCAAGACUCGCCUCGAAGGCAUCUUCUAUCGCAGACAGCAAGUGAACGCUUACUACACGUCUGAGGGGAACAGAGUGGCACAAACAAGCCCCGGAGGCUUCACUUGGAGUUGCCACCUGAUAAAUCAACAGAUGCUUCAGUCAUGUGGCUGUAUUGUGCCCACGCCCCAGGUGUGUGUUUCAACCCUGGUGACGGUGAGCACAAUGGCUGUGGUGGACCUCUACCUGCUGGAGCAGAGCAUGCUGGGAGCUCGUGGUGCUCAGGGACCCAGUCUGUGGCAGUGUGUGGCUGUGUUGCUAGGUGAUAUAGGCUUUCUCCUCGCACUGCGCUUUGUAUCAGCAGGUGUGGUCUCAGAAGCUCGGUCUCCACGCCGUGGCUUUGCAAACGCUCUGUGGUUCAUGUUCUUGUCUCUACUGCAACUGAAGCUUUUCUUCGUUUGCCACAACUACCGCCAGGAGCGUCGCCCGCCUGACCCUUUGGCCCGAAAGACACUGACCCUGCUGCUGUCCAUCUGCCUACCCUCCCUGUUUCUCAUUCUGACGGGGGCUGACCACAUGAGCCCGCAGCGGAGGAAGCAGGAGGUGCGUGGCCGGCUGCUGUGGGUGGUAGUGGAUCUGCUGGACGUCCUGGACCUACAGGCCGGACUAUGGGAGUCUCAAGCCAGCACAAUUUUCCCUGGGGACCAGAAGCUACCGAUUUGGGCCGAGGGUCUGGUGUUUUUUUACUGCUAUGCACUGCUGCUGCUCUUGCCGUGUGUUGCCCUCACAGAACUGGGGGCAACUGGACUGCCAGGACAGAGAGGGCCUCGGAGGGAGGCUCUGUAUCCAUGGCUCAGUCUGGUCACUAUCAACAUCUUCACACUAGCCCUGAGGGGCACGGGCAUGCUGUGGUACCGGGACCCUCGGAUCUCCACUGUGUUCCUGGGGAAAAACCUGCUGGCUCUGGCAGUGAAGCUGAGCUCAGCAUGGGAAAGGCACAGACACGAGCGGCGUGCUGGAGGCUCUGGGACUGUGGUGGAGACGGGAGACUCCACGGGGCCAAGUCAGAGCUCAGAGCUCCGAGAGGGACAGGCCCAGGCUAAAGAGCUGUCAUCUCAUUACCACUCUCUGACGCGCUCUCAAAGCCACACACUGUCUCAUGUGAGCCUGGAGCCCUCAGAGACGGCCUUAGGACCUUCUUUCAUUUCUCACGAACUAUAG
Molecule: messenger RNA, 1272 nt
Organism: Knipowitschia caucasica
Lineage: Eukaryota; Metazoa; Chordata; Actinopteri; Gobiiformes; Gobiidae
Source: the annotation of a GenBank genome assembly